Molecule: messenger RNA, 4121 nt
Organism: Paramisgurnus dabryanus
Lineage: Eukaryota; Metazoa; Chordata; Actinopteri; Cypriniformes; Cobitidae
Biological process (GO): DNA replication
Molecular function (GO): DNA-directed DNA polymerase activity; DNA binding; nucleotide binding
Source: RefSeq, a predicted model, not a curated record
GGAAACGAAAGCAGUCCCGUUCUAUUACCCAUGAUAAAAGGGCAUGCCCUGACAAUGCACUAGUCUCUGAUGUGCAACCUCGGGAUACCACCACAGAUUUCAUUAAAACAGUUGAUUUCUAUACAGAAAACCUGUUAGGAGCUGGAGAUGUCACAAAUUCAUGGUCUGCAGCGUUGGCAAGUGUCUCAGAAGCUAACGGUGAUGCGAUAGUGCCGGUAGCUACUACCGUACUGACAUCUUCUUUGGACUCGCAGACAUCUGCGGCGGUUAAUCUGCCACGUGUGGUUGGAGCCCGUGUCGAGGAUGAAUCUUCUAUGAUUUUUGAAACAUCUCUACCUGCAAAUCAGGAACAUUUCAAUAAUGAGUUAUUGCUGGAAUUGAUAGCGCAAGUGAGAAGACUGACUGAAGACGUCGCAUCCAUAAAUUCAAGGUGUACAGCUCAAGAGGCUUUGCUGAGAAGCCUGGCAGAAGGCAUCGCUGCCAUAAUUUCAAGGUGUACAGCUCAAGAGGCAUUGCUGAGAAGACAUACUGAAGGCAUCGCAGCCAUAAUUUCAUGGUCUAAAGAUCAACAGGUGUUAACCAGACUUAUAUUUGAAGCUCACCAGAAGACUUCUGAAGAACAAAACUUGGUGAACAGAAUGCUGCUUGAUCGAUUGGUGAACAUUGAAAAAGUCCAGAGAAAGGAAUUCGAUCUACAGGGAGGUACGGUAAUUCUACUUCAACAAGUUAAAGAUGCUGUUUCACACAAUAAUGGUUUAUAGUUGAAAUAAGUGUUGUUUUUGCUGGGUUUUUCCUACCAUUUUGCGGUGCUGUUUUUAAAUGGGUUUUUUAAAUAUGUUUUGGUUAUUUUUGUGAUGCUGGGUUUUUUUUUUUUUUUUUUUUUUACUAUUUUGCAAUGCUGUUUUUAAAUGUGUGUUUUUAAAUAUGUUUUGGUUAUUUUGGUGAUGCUGGUUUAUAGUUGAAAUACGUGUUGUUGAUGGGUUUUUAUACUAUUUUGUGAUACUGGUUUAUUUUUUUUUGGAUUGCUAGUUUUAUUAUGGUUAAGAGAAAUUUAAGUGUUUUAUCUUUUUGUUUGGCUAUAUCGGCAUUGGCUAACGUUAAUUUGUAAUGCUAUUUUGGGCAUAAUCAGAGAAUAUAUCUGUGUAAUCCUGGAGAAGUUCUAAAUAUUAUUGAAAAUGGCUGGUAAAAGAGUGCGUUCAGAUGAUGAUUUACAUAGUUGUCCAGAAAUACCUAAUGUAAGGGCUAGGCAUGAGGCUGAGACUGAAAUGUUUGCUGCUGCACAAGACCAAUUACUUGAAAGGGUAAACGAAAUGAUUCGGACAUAUCCACAUCAGAGUUUAGAACCUGUGCCUGCGAGGGUAGACCAAACAUACGAACAAAUAAGUGAAAGGCAAAAUGAAAUGAUUCGGACAUAUGAACAAAGAUUUGAAACAAAUUUGUCACAAACAGGUUAUGGUGUAGUAAAUCCUACCGAUAAUUCUAAUACGGCAGACACCCUUACGGGUUUAAGUCAGAGUGAUGUGGACACGCUAGUGCGUGAUGGAGGGACAGUAAGUGAUUACACAAUAGUCCCGAGACCCUAUUUUAAUGGUCUAGAAAUUCACAGAAAUCUAAAUUUGCGCGAGAUCAUAACCACAGAUUUGGCAGCGUACACUAUAUUUGUCCAAAAUAUUCUGUCGGAAAUGGUUUCAUUCUCUAGAGAUAUAGGAGGUGAGGGAUCAUACAUUAAUAUCAGUCUUAAAGGCUCAAGUCUCAAAUCUGACGUUAACACUAUACUGUGUCCCGGUAACGACUAUGAUGAAAAUCGUUUUAUCGAACAGUUUGAAUCGGUUGCACAAAGUAAUGAACAGAUGUUGGCGGAUGACAGUUUGCAACUGCAUGUAUCAAUAGCGAGAAGUAUGAAUGGAGGGGUUCGUAGGAAGAUUACAGAUAUAGCCCAUGAUGAAGUGAUUAAGAAAAAAAGGAUGUGUUUGUUCUCACCUACCAACUUUACAAACAAUCUGUGUUUUGCAAUAUGUUUAGCAUACUUUCUUGAACCCCAUGCAGAGUAUGAGGAGUUAGAACGUAUGGCUGUGGAUAUACAGACUGCUGCAGGUCUAACCCCUCAAGACUGUGUGGGCUUUAAUCACAUUACAAAGUUUGAGAGUGUGAUGAAAGUGAAGAUUGUGGUGUUUUACAGGUCAAGUGAGGGUGUGUUAGAGCAUCAUAAGACACAUGAUGAGCCCCAUAAAAAGACAGUGUUUUUGUACUUGCAUGAUGCCCAUUAUCACUUGAUAACUCGUAUUAAGGCAUUUGUUGGAUCAUCGUAUGUCUGCGAGCACUGUUACAAGGGGUACACAAACAGACAGGGUCACGAUUGCAAAUAUACAUGUUCUGUAUGUAAUGACAGUAGGUGUUACAAACAUGCUAAAAAGACAAUACACUGUCCAGACUGUUUGAGAAUUUGUAAAUCGCAAUAUUGCUUUGAUGCCCAUAAAAAACCCUCUGCUGCUGCAUUUGGGAGAUCGCCCUGUGAUAUCACCAAAUACUGCGUUAAAUGCGGUAGACGGUACCAUGUGGCAGCAAGUAAACCUGACCAGGAACAUGAAUGUCCCGCAGAUUGUUGCUACUAUUGUGGUGAGGAUGUAAGUCACGAUGGUGAACAUGAAUGUUUCAUACAUCCUAUAUCUGUUGAAGAGGUUGAGGAUUGCUACAUAUUUUAUGACUUUGAAACCCGUUGUGAUAAUGGUAAGCAUGUUGCUAAUUAUGUCUGUGCCAUGACCUUUAGCGGUGAGAAAUUUGAAAGUGCAGGUGAAGGGUGUGUAGAGAACUUCGUUCGCAGAUUCCGACAGCCAAGAUAUAAAAACCACACAUUUGUGGCUCACAAUGGGGCAGGUUUUGACAACUUCUUAGUCCUAGAGUAUUUCUGCAGGGAGGGUCUCAAACUUAACAUUAUCAUGCAAGGCUGUAGAUUGACCUUCAUGUACGAUGAGACUUACAAACAACGAUUCAUUGACUCGUUCAGUUUUAUGCCUAUGGCAUUGUCAAAGACACCUGCAGCCUUUAAUUUGACCAGUACAGAGAAGGGUUACUUCCCCCAUCUCUUCAAUACAUUGCAGAAUCAAAACUAUGUAGGACCAUAUCCCACAAAAAACUACUACGGCUAUGCCACAAUGACUGAUAGUGCCAGGCUAAAGUUUGAUCAAUGGUAUGACACACUUGAAGGGAAGGUUUUUGACUUCAGAAAAGAGAUUGGAUUGUACUGUAUGAACGAUGUUGUCUUACUUCGGGAUGCAUGUAUUAAGUACAGGAAAGAGUUCAUUGCAUGUACAGAGAUAGACCCCUUCAGAUUUACGACUUUAGCAUCAUGUUGUAUGGGUGUGUUCAAAACACACUUUCUAAAACCUGCUACUAUAGCUCUGACCCAUAACAAUGCAUACAUACAUCAGCACAAGACAUUCUCGAAUGCAUCGAUUGAGUGGCUUGAAUAUGUGAAAAAGACACGUGAUGUCGACAUGCAUCAUGCUCUGAAUCACGGUGAGAUGAAAAUUGGUAAUCUCUUCCUCGAUGGAUUUUAUGUCCAAAGCAAUGGUGUGCAGAAAGGUUUGGAAUAUGCGGGAUGUUGGUUUCAUGGCUGUAAGUCUUGUUUUAAACCUGACAGCAUAAAUGAACAGUCCAAAAUACCACAUGGAGCCCUCUAUCGUGCGUUUAUCGACAGAAAUGAGGUUUUGAAAAAAUCCUACAAUAUUGACCUGGAGGUGAUGUGGGAGUGUCAGUGGCGAAAGCUUAAACAGACCGAUCCGGAUGUGAUGAGUUUUAUGUCUACCUAUUCUGCACCAGAAAGACUGAAACCACGUGAUGCUCUGUUUGGUGGCCGUACAAAUGCUUACAAGCUGUACCACAAAGCUGCAGAGGGGGAGAGAAUUAGCUAUGUUGAUUUCACAAGUCUAUAUCCUUUUGUGCAGUCUCGAAAACCCUACCCCAUUGGCCAUCCUGAAAUAAUCUUCAAGGACUUUCAAGACCUUGAAAAUUAUUUCGGGCUUGUUAAGGCUACAGUCCUUCCUCCCAGAAAUUGCUCUUUCCUCAUCUGUGUGUGUACAAGGCAUGAUUUUGCAUUGCUCAUCCACACAGGUACGACAUAA